Arabis nemorensis is the source of this 1962-nucleotide messenger RNA. Lineage: Eukaryota; Viridiplantae; Streptophyta; Magnoliopsida; Brassicales; Brassicaceae. The record is from the annotation of a GenBank genome assembly.
AUGUUGUCACAUUUCUGUUUUUACGCAGAGGCUGCCUCCUUGUUCGCCAAUCCUUCUUCCACAAUGAGAGAAAGUACUUGCCAAUCCUUCUUCCACAAUGAGAGAAAGUACUUUACCGAUAUCGGUGAAGGAGUUGACUGUUGCAAAGGAUUCCACUCAAGCUUCAGAACUACUCAGGGAGGCUUAUCCCUCAAUAUUGAUAUUUCUAGUACGAUGAUAGUACACCCUGGUCCUGCUAAAAGUACUCUCAAGAAUCUUCGAGUUAAAGUCAGCCCCUCAAAUCGAGAAUACAAGAUAACCGGACUAAGUGAAAAACUCUGCAAAGAUCAAACCCGAAGCGUCCAACUUACAUACCCAUUGAGCACUGUGAACUUGUUUCUCUACAAGAGGAGUAACCUAGUCAAAGAAUCAAGACAGAAGCCACAAGAAAAAAUGAAUGUGUUAUCCAGAGCUCUGAAGAACAGUAACUAUAACAAUGAUCCAAUGCUGCAAGAAUGCGGAGUUAGAAUUGGCUCUGACUUCACUCAAGUGGAAGGCCGCGUAUUACCAACACCGAAGCUAAAAGUGGGCAGUGAAGCUGACCUUUUUCCUAAUAAUGGGCGUUGGAAUUUCAAUAAUAAGACACUUGUUGAGCCAGCGAGGAUUACUAAAUGGGUCGUUGUGAACUUCUCUGCUCGUUGUAACUCACACAAGAUUGUUUCUGAUUUGAUCAGAGGUGGAAAGAUGAAAGGAAUUAACAUAGAUCCUCCAUGUAAUGUCUUUCAAGAGGAUCCCAAGUUUAAGGAAGCACCUGCUUUUGUAAGAGUAGAGAAGAUGAUUGAACAUAUAAAACCCAAACUCCCAGGGAAACCUCAAUUCCUUCUUUGCUUCCUCGCAGAAAGGAAAAGCUCUAAUGUUUAUGGUCCUUGGAAAAGGAAAAUUCUUGUUGAAUCUGGAAUUGUGAAUCAAUGUAUUGCUCCUCCUGCUAACGCCCAUGUGAACGAUCAAUAUCUCACCAAUGUUCUCCUUAAGAUAAAUGCCAAGCUUGGUGGAUUGAAUUCAGUGUUAGCUAUUGAGAGGUCUCGGCCAAUGCCUUCGGCAAUGAGAGUUCCAACCAUGAUUAUUGGGAUGGAUGUAUCUCAUGGUUCUCCAGGGCAAUCUGUUGUACCAUCUAUUGCCGUGGUUGUGAGCUCCAGAGAAUGGCAAUUAAUCUCGAAAUACAGAGCUUGUGUACGUACACAAUCGCCUAAAGUUGAAAUGAUUGAUAAUCUCUUUAAACGCAUCUCUGAUGUAGAUGAUGAAGGUAUCAUGAGGGAGCUCUUGCUUGAUUUUGAGUCAAGUUCUAGAGUGAAACCAAAUCACGUUAUCAUUUUCAGAGAUGGUGUGAGUGAGUCUCAGUUUAACCAAGUUCUUAAUAUUGAACUGGAUAAGAUGAUGCAAGCGUGCAAGUUCUAUGAUGAGAAAUGGGAUCCCAAGUUUACAGUGAUCAUUGCUCAGAAAAAUCACCACACCAAGUUCUUCCAGACAAGAAGCCCUUAUAAGAAUGUUCCUCCAAGAACAAUAAUUGACAACAAGAUAUGUCACCCGCGCAACAAUGAUUUCUAUCUUUGUGCUCAUGCUGGAAUGAUUGGAACUAUUAGGCCAACGCAUUACCAUGUUCUAUACGAUGAGAUUGGAUUUUCGGCUGAUGACCUCCAAGAACUUGUCCAUUCUUUAUCCUAUGUCUACCGGAGGAGUACAACUGCCAUCUCUGUAGCUGCGCCUAUUUGUUAUGCACAUUUGGCAGCUGCACAAAUGGAAACUGUGAUGAAGUUUGAAGACAUGUCUGAGACGAUUUCAUCAAGCCAUGGCGGGAUGCCGAUGGAUGGACCAGUCCAUGUGCCUCCAAUGCCGAAGCUGCACCCGGAUGUUGCUACUUCAAUGUACUUCUGUCAAAGGAAACGUUCGGUCCACAAUAGCUAUGAAAAUUCCCGUAGACUUUAA